CUAUAUGUUGUAAAUAAUGAAAAACUGCAUGAGUAAAAUGGCAAAACGUCAUUCGCAUCUGCUGCUAUCUGAUGCGGGUUUCUGCUUGGUUGCAUUGGUGAUCAGCUGUAGCUGUUCAUCGCUGUAUGCGUGCAUGCGUGAACUGACCUUGGUUUGACUCACGUGCUGGAUGCGAGGCGAAAGUAAAUUGCAACCUAACGCGAAUACAACAUGACAUUUAUAUCAUACAUCAGCUUCGUAACAAAGAAUGGAUGCUGAAAACGUUCCUAGUAUGGGAUCAGGGAGAUCCCUGAUUAAAGCAAUGCUAGAAAAGUUCCAGGCAAUGAAUAGUUUGAAUCAUGAUGAAUCUGUCUGCAAGAUUUUCAUUUCUGGUUCUCCUGGCAAACGAGAGGAUGGAGAGGUGUUAAUUCCACCUGUUGUUGUGAUGGACAACCAGGGCAUUAGUGAAGCAGGGAGCAUACAAGAGAUCACAAAGCUCUGCCGCGGUGUUAGGGAAUUGGACAUAUCAUAUAACCUCAUCACUGAUAUAUCUGAGGUGAUGAAGGUUGUUACUGAGAUGCCCAGACUGACGUUUCUAAAUAUGAGCACAAAUGACCUCGGUGACUUCAGCUGUACAGAUAAUCUCCCAGUGAUGCCUAAGAUACGAUACCUGGCCCUGAACAAAACCAGAGCCCCAUGGAAGCAUAUCCAGAAACUUCUAGAUCUGAUGCCAAAUUUAAAGGAACUCCAUCUUAGCUUGGUUGGUAAAAGUACAGUGCCAGUGAGUGACACCUGCUACCCUAGUGUUGAACAUCUGUCAUUCAAUAGCAAUGGUGUCACCGAAUGGGCUGAAAUAUGCAAGCUAGGUGACAUGUUUCCGAAUCUGAAAACGCUACUGGUCGCAGACAAUCCUAUCUCCAACUUUCAGCCAGAAGAUCGCAUUGCGACAAGCUUUCCAAGAGUGACCUCGCUGUGUGUUAUAGGGACAGCGAUUACAGAGUGGGAGGACAUUGACCGCUUGCGAAACUUCCCUGUACUGGUCGAAGUUCAAAUCUCUGGUGUGCCACUGGUUGAGGAUUUGGAAGAGAUAGAGCAGUGGCAGCUGCCAAUCGCUAGACUUCCAGACAUCACCACAUUCAACAAGAGUAAGAUUACAGAUGAUGAGAGGGAAACUUGUGAGAGGGCCUUCAUCAGAAACUACACGGAUAACGACCACAAACCUGAUAGGUACUAUGAGCUUGAGCAGAAACACGGAAAGCUGGAUGCACUUGCUGAUGUCAACCUAAAACCAAAGAUGGUCGCCACGGUGCGGCUCAAGUACGAGAAUGAGCAGUCGGUGGCGCGAGUGCGUCUUGACCUCACCGUGUGGGACCUACGGCGCAAGAUGGCGCAGUGGGUCAAGCUGCCGCCGAACAAGUUCCGGUUGUACCUAGUGCAGAGCGACAUGAGUUUGCAAGGUCCCGAGGAGAUGAAGAACAACCAGAAGAAGCUGUACACCUACAACAUUCGAGAUGGACACGAGCUCGAGAUUGUACCAAAGUGAUGCGCCGAGGUAACGUUUCACAGGGCCCAGUGUUAUUGCAUUAGGUAGAGGUAUAAACAGGUGCUGUCUCAUAUAACAAAGGCAUAUGCUCUGUAAGAAACGUUCACGUAUUUCUCUCAUAGUAUCAGGAGUACGUGGAACAAGACUUUUAGGAUGCAAUGUAUGAAGAGUCAGUAUGUGUCAGGAGUCUAUACAUGUACUCCUGAUAAUAGAUCACACAGCAUUGGGAUCAGCGCAUCUCCGCCUGAUCAUUCAGUUUCCUCUGUGAAUAAAGCUUACUCUUAAAUAGCAAUCACCAAUAUUUAUUACUGAUAGGACCAUGGAUAAAUAAUUAUAGUCACUAGCCAUUUGUUGUACAGUAAAAACCCAACGAGUAGGGAUCAGAGUGAGAGCAUGUGAGGUAGAUACAUGUUGGUCAUCCACACCUUUGUUAUGUGAGUGAACAUUCACUAUUAUUCGUUUCCAAUAUCCAGGGAGUUCACCUAGUGUAGAAGCUAUUUGUAUGGUCAUUGAUGCAGACAGACCGGUUCUGCCGUUAGAGGUGCGCUCAAUGUAGGUAAAGACAGUAUUUACUAUUUUUGGAGACGUUGAAGAGUUUUUUUUAUUACAGCUAGUCUGCAUUUGUGUUUGUGUGAGUGUGUGUAUUGUGUCUUUGCGUGUAUUGCGUGUGUGCGUGUGUGCGUGUAUUGUGUGUGUGCGUGCGUGUGUGCAAGUAUACAUGAUGUAUUACAAGUAGCUGCUCUAGCCAACUCUGUUAGUGGAGCUUCAUCGCGUAUUAGUAUGUGAUGAAAGGUGGGUGUAGAGUGGGUGAUCAUUAGAAUAAGCUCUUUUUGCAUGGAUAAUUUAUGUAGGGCCUUGGCUAAGUGUCAACAUGUUAUCAGGAGUUAAUAAUGACAAAUUAUUUGUCAUUAUUAACUCCUGAUGUUAUAUAGUCAUGUGUUCCGGUUUUUAGCGGGAGUUGCAAGAAUACAGAAGGCACCGUGUUGUAGUUGUGAUUGGCUGGCUCAAUGCUAGAACACAGACCUAAUCGGUGCAAUAGGAUAAGGAUAUGAUUUUGCAUUACUGCAUAGGUAGCCGUAGGUCCGCAUUUGCGUUUGAGGUUAUGUGCAUAUUCACUAUACAUACAGUGUAGAGGUUAUUAGCAUUGAAUCUGCUUUAUCAGGUAGCUAAGCAGAGCUAUAGUGAUGUUUGUUUGAUGUGUGUUUGUUCUCUUAGAGCCUUAGAAGUACAAAAAUUGCUCUCGUGUGAUAUCUUACAGUCACACAUCAUAGAAGGGAAAGCUCAUGUUUGUAAUAGACCAAUUUACUGUUUAUUGUGGCGAUAAAGGUAGAAAACCAAUAUACCUAUGUGAUAUGAUGUUAUUGCCCACUAAUAAUGACAGGAGUCUAUCAAUAUCUAUUGAUAGACUCCUGAUAAUGAUGAUAAUCAUUUUGGCUAAGCUCAGCUUUAUGGCAAAGAGAUUUCAAUGUUUAGAAAUUAUCCUUUUAAUCCACCAAAUUUGAUUGAGAUUUAAUUGAGACCUAGGAUUGCUACAUUAUCCUGCAGAUUUCGCUUUAAAUAUUGUUUUAAAAUACAAGUAAAACACAUACGUUUGGCAACUAUUACACAUAAUUACUUUGUUGACCCAAAACUUGAUUUAUACAGCCAUUAUGAACACUGCAUUUAAAUUCCACAAUUUAUGUAUACCCGUGUGAAUAUUCAUAUAUUUAUGUAUCUAAGUCAUAUUUACUAAUUUUAGAAUUUUAAAUGUGUAGUAAGAAUAAAUUUAGUAAGUGUGUUGUAGACAAACCAUAUGUAUAUUUUUCACCAAGUUCAAUUAUAAAUCAACAGUUAUGUGAGUGAA
Messenger RNA from Priapulus caudatus, 3365 nucleotides. RefSeq names its product tubulin-specific chaperone cofactor E-like protein. The transcript has 8 exons. NCBI's taxonomy places the organism in Eukaryota, Metazoa, Priapulida, Priapulimorpha, Priapulimorphida, Priapulidae. The record is from RefSeq and is a predicted model, not a curated record. The coding region runs from base 248 to 1522 and encodes 424 amino acids. Gene Ontology annotation, molecular function: protein binding.